GAGAGAAAAAAACGUUUUUUUUGGGUCAAGCCUUUGGAAAAAAUGUUGGGUGUCUUGGUCUGGUUGUGGUGUGGGGGCAGUGGAUUGGGGUGGUGGCUUCUGAGGGGGUCCACAAGGAGGACAGUCCAGCCCAGGACACUGCUGGUCGCUCUGCUGUCCCUGUCCAGUGGGGGUCGAGGGGCUUCUGUGCCCCCAGUGAGGAUCUCCUACCCUGGAGCCUGUCCCAACCAACUCAACCCCAACCUGUGGGUGGACGCACAGAGUACCUGCGAGAGAGAGUGCCACACGGAUGAGGACUGCCAGAACUUUGAGAAGUGCUGCACCAACGUGUGUGGUCAAAAGAGCUGUGUGGCCGCCAGGUUUGCUGACGGGAGCCUGGCCUCCCUGGAUGUGCCCAAAGAGGCAACGUGCGAGAGCUUCGUGUGCACCCAGCAGGGCUCGGAGUGUGACAUCUGGGACAGACACCCCGUGUGCAAGUGCAAGGAUCGCUGCGAGAAGGAGCCUCACUUCACUUGUGCCUCAGACGGCCUGACUUACUACAACAAGUGCUACAUGGACGCGGAGGCUUGCAUAAGAGGCAUCAGCUUGACGGUGGUGACCUGUCGCUACCACAUCGCUUGGCCCAACACCAGCCCUCCGCCCCUGGAGACCACAGCCAACCCAACCUCCACCACCUCGCUGGAAGACCCAAUCCCCCCGGCUCUCUACACCAACCCGUUCCACCAGUCGGUCUACGUCGGAGGCACUGUCAGCUUCCACUGUGACGUGAGCGGUCGCCCCAGGCCAGACGUGACUUGGGAGAAGCAGAGUGACUACCCUGAGAACAUCAUCAUGAGGCCGGAUCAGAUGUAUGCCAACGUGGUGGUGACCAACAUAGGGCAGCUUGUGAUCUACAACACCCAACAGCAAGACGCUGGCAUCUAUACGUGCACUGCCAGGAAUGCUGCCGGGCUCCUCCGAGCCGACUUCCCGCUCUCGGUCAUCAAGCAGGAGCACUCGGGGAGGUCUGCGCCCAAAAGCAAGGCUCCCUUCCCCGCGGCAGAGUGCCUGAAAGACCCGGACAAGAGGGACUGCGCCAACAGGCACGUUCGCUGGUUCUACGAGCGCUCCAAAGGAACCUGCUCCACCUUCAUCUCGGGCGGCUGCGAUGGGAACAGGAACCAGUUCGAGACGUACGAGGAAUGUAGGUUGUCCUGCAUGAACGACACGGUCAAUAUCUGUACGUUCCCCGCCGUCCAGGGCUCCUGCAAGAUGUGGGAGGCACGCUGGGCUUACAACUCGCUCAUGAAGCACUGCCACGCUUUCGUGUACGGCGGGUGCGAGGGCAACGAGAACAACUUCGAGAGCAGAGAGGUGUGCGAGGACACCUGCCCCUUCCCCAAAAGCCAGCAGUGUAAAGCCUGCAAACCCAGGCACAAGAUCGUGCCCAGCUUCUGCAAGAGUGACUACGCCAUCGUGGGCAAGGUGACCGAGAUCUCGGAGGAGCAGGAUUCAGGGGUGGCUCGUUUCACCCUGGACGAGGUGCUGAAGGACGAGAAAAUGGGCCUGAAGUUCUUUGACUUCAAGCACUUGGAGGUGAUCAUGAUCAACGUGGAUUGGAACUGCCCCUGUCCCAACAUCAGCCUGGUGGACGGCCCGCUGCUCAUCAUGGGCGAUGUCCACGACGGCAUGGCCGUGCUCGACUCCGAGAGCUACGUGCGAGCCGUCAAUGAGAAACGCGUCAAAAAGAUCCACGAAAUCAUCGAGAAAAAGACUUGUGAACUCCUGCACCGCUUCCAGGACUAGCUGGGGACCUCCUUCACUCUCUCGCCCACCAGAUCUUCUCAUAGAUUCUAGUUCCUCAAGUUAACCUCGUUACCUCUUGUCUUAAAAUCUAAGAUGCAGAAACCGUUUGUAUUUUUAUUUAUAUUUCUGCCUCUCUCACCCCUUCCCUGCUCCCCCACUCACACGCACAUCCACUCUUUAUUCUCCUCUCCACCCCCCUCCACCCCCCUCUCAACCACCCCGUGCCGUUUACCAGAGAGCAUUGGAUGGACACAGUUCCUUGCAUCCGCCAGUUCAGCUGAUGGGACAAUUAUACAGCAAUUCCAUCAUCAUUUUGCAUCCCAGUUCUGUACUGACGUGUGUUUGAUAAAAAGAAAGGUAUUUAAGCUAAAUUCUGUGCCUUGGUUUUGCGUUGAGAAACUGAAAACGGGAAAGUAACCAAAAUGCAAGUUGUUGUCAUCCUUAUUUAAACAACACCGACAACAACUUGCACUUAUAUAGCGCCGUCCAGGCAGGGUAGGUCUCCGAGCGCUUAAAGGGUGCAAGACACUCGGAUGUUGGCUACAAGUGUCAUCUGAGCACUGCUGCACAUUUUAUUGUCUCCUCGCACUCCUCUCAGACUUGGUCCGGCGCUGUGGUCCUUGAUCCAUCACCUAUAACAAUCCUCGCA
Messenger RNA from Callorhinchus milii (elephant shark), 2434 nucleotides. Its product is annotated as WAP, Kazal, immunoglobulin, Kunitz and NTR domain-containing protein 1-like. Gene Ontology annotation, molecular function: serine-type endopeptidase inhibitor activity; protein binding. Lineage: Eukaryota; Metazoa; Chordata; Chondrichthyes; Chimaeriformes; Callorhinchidae. The record is from RefSeq and is a predicted model, not a curated record. The transcript is spliced from 2 exons. The coding region runs from base 43 to 1785 and encodes 580 amino acids. Gene Ontology annotation, cellular component: extracellular region.